Molecule: messenger RNA, 2916 nt
Organism: Eremothecium cymbalariae DBVPG#7215
Lineage: Eukaryota; Fungi; Ascomycota; Saccharomycetes; Saccharomycetales; Saccharomycetaceae
Gene: SEC26
Product: coatomer subunit beta
Exons: 1
Coding region: 1-2916 (971 amino acids)
Biological process (GO): intracellular protein transport; intra-Golgi vesicle-mediated transport; endoplasmic reticulum to Golgi vesicle-mediated transport
Cellular component (GO): cytoplasm; COPI vesicle coat
Molecular function (GO): structural molecule activity
Source: RefSeq, a predicted model, not a curated record
AUGACUGUACCGUUGUAUCAGCCGGCUUAUACGUUAGUGUAUGACACAAAUCCUCAAAAUGUCAGUUAUUCAGUGUCAGAUUUCCAAAAGGCAUUAGAAAAGGGUUCUGAUAGUGACAAGAUCGAGACAAUGAAGAGGAUAUUGGUCACAAUGUUGGAUGGGAACCCAUUAUUUGAGCUACUGAUGCAUAUAAUUAGGUUUGUAAUGCCAUCGAAAGACAAAAGGUUAAAGAAGUUGCUAUACUUUUAUUGGGAAAUCGUGCCAAAGCUAGAUUCCGAAGGUAAAUUGAGACAGGAAAUGAUUCUGGUUUGUAACGCAAUUCAGCAUGACUUACAGCAUCCUAAUGAGUAUAUUAGGGGCAAUACACUAAGAUUUCUCACUAAAUUGAAGGAAGCAGAGCUGUUGGAACAAAUGGUUCCAUCGGUGCGCUCUUGUUUGGAGUACCGUCAUGCAUACGUUCGUAAAUAUGCUAUCUUAGCGGUUUAUGCCAUUUAUAAAGUGAGUGAUCACUUGAUUCCUGAUGCAACAGAGAUUAUCAAUUCGUUUUUAGUUGCCGAGACCGAUCCCAUUUGUAAAAGAAACGCAUUUAUAGCGUUGGCUGAUUUGGAUCGUGAAUCUGCUCUCAGUUACUUGCAGGAUAAUAUAAUCGGACUUGAAGGGUUGGAUGCUUUACUGCAGGAUGCAUUCAUCGAAUUUAUUAGAAGAGAUGCUGUCAAAACACCAUCUUUGAAGAUGCAGUAUGUUGAUUUGUUGCAAGAUUUGUUAUCCACGGCCACUUCAAAUGAGGUUGUUUACGAGGCGGCUACUGCAUUAACUAUGUUAAGUAACAAUCCAUCCACGCUGCUCUACGUUUCCACUCGACUAAUUGAUUUAGCAGUGAAGGAAUCUGAUAACAAUAUCAAGUUGAUUGUUUUGAACAGAAUCGAGGAAAUCCAAUCCAGAAAUCCAACUUUCUUAGAGGAUCUGACUUUAGACAUUUUACGUGUUUUAACUAGCCAAGAUUUGGAUGUUUGUGCUAAGGCUUUGGAUAUUUCUCUAGGGCUGGUUACUUCUAGGAAUGUUGAUGAUGUUGUCAAGUUGUUGAAGAAGGAAUUACAAUCGACUGUAGAUAAUAACAAUGAUAAAUCGCAGGAGUAUAGACAGUUGUUGACUAAGACUAUUCAUAAAGUUGCUAUAAGAUUUGUUGAAGUGUCUGCUAACGUUGUUUCCUUGUUAUUGGAAUUCAUCGGAGAAUUGAACUCUGAGGGUGCCAGUGGUGUUAUUUCUUUCACGAAAGAUGUCAUUGAAAAAUACCCACAAUUGAGGGAAGAGAUUCUACAGGAAUUAAUCAGUGCUCUUCCAUUUGUCAAUUCUGCUAAGGCCUACAGAAGUGCUUUAUGGAUCUUGGGAGAAUACUCAGAAAGUGCGUCUGAUAUUCAGAAUUCAUGGAAGCAUAUUAGAGAUAGUAUUGGUGAGCUUCCAAUUUUGCAAUCAGAAUUAAAGAAUUUAAAUGAGGGAAUCGAAGAGGAAGAGGUUUCAGAUGCUUCACAAGCUGCUAGAGGUCCAGCUGUGCUUCCAGAUGGCACCUAUGUUACUGAAUCGGCGUUAACUGUUGAUGUCAAAAAUCGUUCGUUGUCAAAAGAAGAAAAGAACUUACGCCCACCUUUACGCCGCUUUAUCCUAAACGGUUACUUUUACACAGCCUCUGUUUUGUCCAAUACUAUUGUCAAACUGGUCCUGCGUUUUAAAAAUGUGUCAACCAAUCAAUCCGUUAUACAUGCAUUGAAUGCAGAGGGUUUGUUGAUCUUAGUUAGUAUUUUGAGGGUUGGCCAAAGUACUUUGGUUGAAAAAAAGAUUGAUGAAGACUCUCAGGAAAGAAUCAUUAUUGCCAUUUCUAUGUUAAUGGAUCGUGAUGGUAUGAACGACGAAAAGAAGAAGGAGUUAUUGGAAAUGGCAUUUUUGGAGGCAACCAAAUCAUCAUAUAAAUCCAGAUUAUCUAUUAACCAACGCAAAGUAGACCGAAGAAAUGCAAGUAUUGUUGCUAAGUCUGCUGAACCAAUUGACAAGGUAAUUACAUUCAGACAGCUUGCUUCUAUUGAUAUCCGUCAUACACCAACAGAUACUGUUGAGGAAGAUUUGCACUUAGCUUGUAAGAGCGGAUCGUUUGUUGCCAAACAGGAAGCAAAUUCGAUAACUUCUAAAUUGAAGAAAAUCAUUCCGUUGACUGGUUUUAGUGAUCCUGUUUAUGCUGAGUGCUAUAUCACAAACCAUCAAUUUGAUGUUGUUUUGGAUGUCCUCUUGGUCAACCAAACAAAAGAAACUUUAAAGAAUUUACAUGUUCAAUUCGCAACAUUAGGCGACUUAAAAAUCAUUGGUAAUCCACCAAGUACCAACGUUAUACCUCAUGGUUUCCACAAAAUAUCGAUCACUGUAAAGGUUUCUAGUGCUGAUACUGGCGUUAUUUUUGGAAAUAUUAUUUAUGAUGGAGCACAUGGCGAAGACUCUCGCUAUGUUAUUUUGAAUGAUGUUCAUGUUGAUACCAUGGAUUACAUAAAGCCUGCUGUGUGUGAUGAGGCUUCAUUCCGUAAAAUGUGGAAUGCAUUCGAAUGGGAGAAUAAGCUAGUUGUGAAAUCUAAAUUACCAACGUUGCAGGAUUAUUUGCAAAAGCUGAUCGAAGUUACUCAUAUGAGGGUUUUAACACCUGAGGAGGCAUAUACUGACAGGGAUGGUCGUUUCCUAAGCUGUAAUCUAUACUCAAAGUCAACGUUUGGCGAAGAUGCAUUAGCCAAUCUAUGCAUUGAAAUGGAUCCUAACACUGGUAACAUUAUAGGUGAGGUUCGUAUUCGUUCGAAAACGCAAGGUUUGGCACUUACUCAUGGUGACAGUGUGGCUCAAAUGGGAAGGGUUGCCAAUACCAUCAAAUUACAGAAUGUAUGA